AACUCCCUCCUCCUCCUUUACCACACAAGACGUUUUUGGGUUUUAGCACAUUUAUUUGCCGUGUGGCAAUAACAAAGGUGGGUGAGGAACUACAACAGAGAAGCAUACACAAAUAAGAAAGUUAAAUAACAGACACCUGCUAGACUAACAUACAUACAUUUCUACACUGAAGCUAGCAUAGAUACAAAUGAACGUCGUGUGGAUAAGUAACGUUAACAUAACGCGCACAUAGCUAGAUAGAUGGACCUGGUGGUAUAUAAAAGAGGCUGCGUUAACCUAUCUAACUUAACGUUACACAGAAUUGCGUUACAUAAACGCGAUUUGACAUAAGCUAAUAAUUUAACAGCGGUAGAAAACUAACUACAUGACUGAGAACAAAUGAGCCCGCUAGUUAGCUGGCAUGAACGUAACAUUAGCUAACGUUAAGCAUACAAGCCUUCCGAUGGCGCUUAUUUACGUCGCCCGACUAACACAAAAUAAUAACAUAACUAUAUAAAUAACAACAUCACCUAGCAUGAGUAAAAGGUUUAUGUUAAUUAAAUACUCACAGAGAAUGCUUAACCAAGCUAUAACGUAGAUAGAAGUGAGAUUUUAAAACUUUUUUUUUGCUGCUGAAAGAUGGCUUGUUUUGAAAACUGUCAAAAUGGUUACAUAGCAACGACACAGAAAACAACGGUCAGCUGUUCCUAAUGGCGAGGUGGCCCGAGGUUUACGUGAUGGCUGGACCAGGAGUUACAAUAAGAUUACAAGAAUUUAAAGACCGUGCUCCUUAUAGUGCAAGAGAUUGCUCCACAAGCAUCCUUCGUCAUGGCAGAGAUGUGGAGGGGAUAUAUCCAGGCCAAAUAGCACGAGUGCAUUCUGACCAUACACAAAGUGGUAUGAAAUGUUCCUCCUUGUCCUCGGCCAGCCAGCGUCAGACUGACAGUUCGUUCCAGACCAGCUAUAUGUAUGACCUUCAGGUUCUGCAGAAACUUCAACUUAAAGGAAAAACUAAAAGGACAUUAAAUGGGGAACCAAUACAAACGACCCACCAGGAGGAUUUUGCUUUAGAAGCUAGGAUCUACUACAAUGAUUUCAGAAAAUACACGCCAUCAACAAAUCGUGGACCACUGAGAGAAUUCUAGAAGACAUCUCAGCCUGUGUGUUGAUACAAAACAGAAUUAACUGCAUCUAAACAUAACCAUCUUUGUCAUCAACACAAUUGGGUUUGAUUAAUUUCAAAUAUGUUGUCUGGUAAAACAAUGCACAUCAGGUAUGUAAUUAAAGGCUGGAUCAUCAGUUUUUUCACAUUUUAUGGAUUCUGUAACCUUUUUUUUUUAAUGUCAUCUUUAGUUGUAAUAAGUUUAAACAAAGAAUGUAAUGCUGAUUCAUACUUUAAAGCACAUUCAGAUCAGGAGAGUUUAAAAUCAGCUUCACAUUCACACACCCCAAAGCUGUCUGGCUAUCAGGUUCAGCUGUGCUGAAAUAUAAUUCAUUACUGUGGUUUGACUACAUUCCUUUAUACUUUAACCUUGUGUGCAUUAUGCUUUAUCAGUAAUAACACGUUGUUGAUAGAUAUACAGGUAGUGAACAAAAAAAUGGAAACACCUGAGUAAAUGAGGGACACCAAGUAUAUUGAAAGCAAGGGCUUCCACACAGGUGUGGCUCAUGCAUUAAUUAAGCAAAUAACAUCCCAGCAUGCUUAGUGUCACGUAUAAAAAUGCUGGACAGGCCUGGUUGCCUAUAAUUAUGGCUAGCAUGGCUGCAAGAGGAGACCUCAGUGACUUUGAAAGACGGGUGAUUGUUGGGGAGCAUUUGGCAGGAGCUUCAGUGACCAAAACAGCUCAACUUGCUGAUGUUUCAUGAGCAACGGUGUCUAAGGUGAUGUUGGCAUGGAACUCCGAGGGAAAGACAUCAUCAGCAAAGGGCAACAGUGGGCGGAAACGCAUACUCCAGGAUCUUGAUAUCCAUGCAUUAAUUCGAAGUGCAAGGCAGAACAGGCGAGCAACUGCAGAUCAAUUGACUGCAAAUUUCAACCUGGGGCGCGAGCAGCCAGUUUCAUCAAAAACGGUCUGCCGAAAACUCCACAGAGCUGGAUACCAUACUGGCCCAACGCCCUAUUAAGUGACUUUACAUUGGUUUUUCCAUUUUUUUGUUCACUACCUGUAUCUUUUUUUUGUUGUUGUUUUUUUACAUUUACUGUAGGGACACAGCAGGGCACACUUCCUCCCAUCUCGGAAUGCUGCUUGCCACUUUAUAAUUCUAGAAGAGAACAGGCACUCUUCUUUAUAAUUCUAGAAGAGAACAGGCACUCUUCUUUAUAAUUCCAGAAGAGAACAGGCACUGUGCAGCAGGAGACAUCUUAAAGCUCCAAUAGCUCUCUAUAGCAAAACACAAACUUUUCCAGUUGCUAUUUUUUGUUUAACACAGGUUUUGGUACUAACCUUAUUUGAAGGGGUUUCAGCUAACUUAAUAAAUCUUACCUGUCGUGCACAUCCAUGCGCUAUGUAGGUCUCCCAUGUCCAGUUUUGAAAGAAGCACCUCUUAUUGUAAACAUGUAUUUUAAGAAAGUUCUGUUUGAUUGUUCCCACCUUCAUUAGGAGAUGCAGCUGGUUAGUCGAUAAUAGUUCUGCCCCUAAUGACUGACAUGCAGCAAGCAACAUGCUUUGACCCCAAAGACACUGUUGAUGUACAAUAUGAAAAUGUGAUUCAAUAAAAUUCCACUUAAAAUUAAGCAAACAUGUUUAAAUUAACAUGUAACCUACGUUGUCGUUAACAUAGAAAAAUAAUGUUAAAUAAAAGUUAUCAACAAUCUUUUCUCUGGACCAUUAUUCCUAUUACAACAU
This is a messenger RNA of Acipenser ruthenus (sterlet), 2825 nucleotides long. RefSeq lists its product as uncharacterized. The record is from RefSeq and is a predicted model, not a curated record. NCBI's taxonomy places the organism in Eukaryota, Metazoa, Chordata, Actinopteri, Acipenseriformes, Acipenseridae. The transcript is spliced from 5 exons. Bases 690 to 1124 code for a protein of 144 amino acids.